This is a messenger RNA of Danio rerio (zebrafish), 2389 nucleotides long. The record is from RefSeq and is a predicted model, not a curated record. NCBI's taxonomy places the organism in Eukaryota, Metazoa, Chordata, Actinopteri, Cypriniformes, Danionidae.
GGUGCUUUUUAAAUCAACUUGUAAUGAAUGUUAUUGUACAUUUAUUUUAAUGAAUUGUGCCAUAAAGGACAUGCAAACACUGCUAAAUAUUUAGCUAUUAACUCUUCUGACUGGCUUCUUCCCUGUACAAUUUCACAUGAGAAUCAAUUUUUUUUUUUUUUAUGUAAUCAUGUAAUUUUUUUAAGUCUUUAACAGUUUCUCUUUAAUUCAGCCACAGCUUCUGUUUUUUUCCAGACAACAUAAACGUGUGUUCAUUUAUGAUAAUAAUGACGUCGUGUAUGUAAUGUGAGAUUAGAGACAACGGCUGCACACACUCACAGCUGCAUAACGUGACAUUGGUGCUGAACUUUUUCCACAAUGUGAAAGUGGUACUUUUUUUUCAAUAAAAUUAGUUAAACGCCUUAAAAUGUAGUUUCAUCCAUAUUAUACUUUUUUUUUUCUUUCAAGCUACUUCAAAAAGUUUGCUGCAUGCUUGCCACCUAUAAAACAACAAUAAAAUGCUAUAAAUAAAAAUAUUGUUUUGUUAAAAUUAAUUAUAGGCUUAAGUUAUUGAUAUACAAAAAUAUAUAUAUUUUAUUAGUAUUGUUAAUGCAGUGUGAGGGUUAUGUAAAAAAUUGUAUUAUUAUUAUUUUAAUAAUGAUAUUUUGAAGUUAUUCGUUGUAUGUAUAAUUAACAGAGUUAAAGAUGGUCAUUAGUUUUGUUGUGUUUUUUUUUUUGUUUGUUUUUGUUUAUUCUGUACUAUAAAAUUGCUCUUAUUCUGUGUGCUAUUAAAAAGUCUUAAAUAUAACUCUUAGAAACCUGCAGAUAUCCAAUUUACAAAUGUUGACCUUAAAGUUAAACAUUUUCUUUCCAUUUGACGUGCAGCAGUAUUAAAUUCCACUAAAACAAUUCCUGACUCUCCCAUCAGUCCUUAAGGACUUGCAGUGGCAUGAUUGAAAUGUUGCUGCUGAGUGAAAAUUAAAAAAUGAAACACCAGAAAUUACAUGACACUCUGGAGAAAACAUUGAAUAGGAUGGUGAUGUAAUGAUAUUAAUCAAUAUCUGAGGUAUAACAUGUAAACUGGGAACAUUAAUGGAACAUUCUAAAACCAACUCUUAUAAACACCUUAAUCAUGUUGUUGUCUUAUUCAGAUUAUGGUAAAUUAUUUGAUUAUGGAUGCCCAUGUAAAUGUAGUCAGUGAUAAAAUUAUUUUUUUUAAAAAGUCCACACUGAUGACCUAGAUAUUCAAAGAGUUUGUAAUGAAUUUGUAAAGUAGGUUUGAGGACAGAAAUUAAGUUUAUUUUUAGAGGUUUAGCGAAUGCGGUUAAUGUUUUUACCCAAAGGACAUACAGUGUAUACAGAGUUCUAGCACAACACAAGGGUUAAAAAUGCAAUUUUUGCACAUUUUCUAAUAAAAUAAAGGCAAAAUAUAUAAAGGCUAGCAUUGCCUACUGAUCCUGACUUUACACAAUGACUAAAAGAAGAUGAGUGCAAAAUUCUUGCUGAUGUCUCUCAGACCUCCUGGCAAGGUGCAAACUUGAAACUAACUUGAGGCUUUGUAUAGUUUGUGUGUGUGUUAAAUUGCAUAUACACUUAUUCAGUAAUUGUCCACUUUACCUCUGCCAGUUAAGGUCACUCUGUAUCCUGGUUAAUGGAAUGUUGAUGACACUGUGGAGAUGGUCUUGUGCGUCACAGGGAUGUUUUAACCAAUUAACAAACAGCUGUUUUGUCAUAGAACACAUUCACUUCUAGUCUGUGUGGAGUAUUUAAAGAAGCUGGAUGUAGAUCGCUGAUGGAUAGAGUUUCAGAACACUCUGUACAAUGAAAAUCCAGGUUUUUCAUCUUUCGUCCACUCUUCAGACCACAGUCUUCUUCUUGUUGGUGCUACUGGUUCAUCCUCCCAGAAGUCUAAUGCUGCCACACCAACCAAUGGUUUACCUGCCUAGGCUGUACAACCCUGAAUGGGAAGCAGCAAUGCUCCGGCUUCAGGCUUCACUAGGGGCUCCAGGUGGCAGACCAGUGGCCGAUCUCCAGCCCUGGGCUUUGUUUCAGGACCUGGGAUCUGAGGAGCUUUUGGAUAGAGUAAAUGAAAUACUAGAAAGGCAACAGAGGGACAUAGUAAAGGGCCAGAAAAGAGAGGAGUUGGAACGGAGACCCAUGGGGACAUUCCCAGACAACCAUAUAAUGCCUUUGCUCUACCCACAGGGCGGUGAGGCUGAAGAAGUAGGUGGAGAGAAACGGAAUGAGGCACUCACUUCCAUUGCAGGAGGUUUGCAAGCCUUCAACAGACAGAAAGGUGGAUUUGGCUUUCGAUUUGGCAGGAAGUAAAGUGGUGGCAGGAGCAUGUAUGUACAUGCUUGUGUGUGUGUGUGUGUGUGUGUGUGUGUGUGUGUAUGUAUGUAUGUGUGUG